AUGAAACUUUGUAAUCACAACCAAUGGCUCAGCGUUAGCAAGCAAGGUUUUGAGACCGCUCUACUCGAAUCUAAUAGACUGCGUGCGCUCCUUAGCCACGUAGUUGAUCCUGAUGAGGCCGCACCGAGCCUCUAUGUGUUUAUUGGGGAGCGUACCAAAUCAAUUGCCCUUGAGAAGGCGUUCGGAAUUAGGCGGAGAAGGAUUUUCAAAAGUAAACAGUAUGCUGGGGACGUAAAUUUGCACAUGGUGUCUGGCUCAGAGCGCUCCACGAGACCGGUAUUAGUCGCCGAAGGCGCUCUCAAUACCCGAGGCUUUCGAUAUCACACGACAGGUCACAGCUGUCAUGAGAUAAACAGGUGGCCUCUCAGUAAUUCCGAGUCAUAUUGCCCAGAUGGUCUCGAACAAGCACUCCUUAGCCGUCUACUCCUGCCCUUCACAGACGUUUUCUGCUUCUUUGCUUCGGAUUUGGGAGGGUUUCCGACCCUUGCGCGUCACCUUGGCGGGUGGCUUCGUAACAAAAGCGUUUCAAAAACACCGCCUCUGACGAAACCGACGGUCAUUAUUGUCACUGACAAGAUGCCCCCGACAUCUCAGAGGGAAAGAGAGGCGAAGAAAGCGUUCCUCUGGUUGUUGAAAGAGCAGAGGGCACAGGAUGACUUAUUUGACCUUAUAUCUGACCUCGAAGUUGUUGCAAUCCGCCCCCCUCGUACUCUAGGCCCCUCCCCUGACUGGAAUCGACUGAAGAAGAGGUUAUUGAUGGCGUCAAAUAGGGCGCGAAAACAUAGAGUUGAAAUGCAAACGCUAUACUCUAUGACUCACCUAGUGGCGUUUGUCGAGGCAGCGUGCAAGCACUUUUCCGAAUUCCCAACACAGCCAUUUGGUUUCAUUCAAGCCUCUCGUAUGCAGAAUCCAGCAGCAUUAGACCUGAAAACCCACCUUGAAAACCUCAUCCGACACUGCGGAACGCCAGAGGAUCUGAUCAAUUUUGCUGCUCCGGUAGUUGCUUCGAGUUUCCUUUUAGACAGCUAUCCCCCAGAUUGCCAUAUGUUCGACCCGCGACACCUCUUCCAAGAAAUAUACCAAGAAGCUCUUAAUGACGCUCUUGGUGAGCGUGUCAUCUCUUUCGAGUCAUCAUCCAAGGUGAUCUUACGGACAGGAGUUUUGAACACGAUUCAGACCCACCUGAUCCAAUAUUUUCAGGCGUUGACUUCAAUCACCGGUGCCUCUAGUGCGGCUAUCCAUUUAACAAACCUUCAAAGAUACAAGGACAAAUGGGGCCAGAUUUAUAGUAAGGAUACUUGCUUCUCUUGUAUCUGCCGAACUCCACAAUAUUGUUUCCCCUGUGGCCAUUUGGUGUGUGAGACCUGUUUUCAAAUUUUCGGGAAAGUAACACCGAGUGAACCAUGGGUCUAUCGAGUUGAUUCGUGCUUUCUCUGUACAGUAAAAUGGGCAACGGAUAUUGUCUUCACGGUGAAAGCCCCCACACGUGGAGUGAGUAUCCUGUGUCUCGAUGGUGGAGGAACGCGGGGCAUUAUUCCUUUAACUCUGAUGAAGAGGAUCCAGGAACAGAUCGGUCUCCCCAUACCGAUUCAGAAAUAUUUCAAGCUCGUCGCUGGUGUUAGUUCAGGAAGCAUCACGGCGUUGGCCAUGUACCAUAAGGGUUGGCCCAUAGAUAAGUGUAUCGAGUCUUUCCUGAAUCUUGCCAAAUCUUCUUUCAAACAGGAGAACACCCUCGGCAUCCCUCUUAUAUCAUGGCUGAUGAGGAUGUUCCGAUUUUAUACUCAAGACGGACUCUACAAACCUGAAGGUCUCGAAUCGGUCUUGCAGCAAACUCUCGGACUAGAAACAAAGAUGCUAGAUUGUUCCUAUGCCACCCAACUAGGGGCAAAAAUAUGCGUGCUUGUGGCGACGACACUGAAGAAGCCGUCAUGCCGCAUGUUUGUGAAUUAUGUUAAAGGCCAGCAAUCCAUUGAGAACUAUGAAAACACGGAAGAAGUAGGGACAAACGUUCCACUCUGGGAGAUUGCGAGAGCCGCGUCUGCCGCUCCGGUAUUCUUCCCUACCAAGCGUAUUCCCGAGAUAGGUACAUUCCAGGAUGCUGGUCUUCUCGCAAACGAUCCGGUCGCCACGGCUUUCUCGGAAGCGGCUAUCUUGUACCCGUCGACGUCAAUCGAUCUGAUUUUAUCUCUUGGCACUGGGAAGCUUCUGAAAACUGCGUACGACCAAUUACCUGGAGUUGCCGCUUCUCCUGCGAGUGCUGCGUUCAGGGUACGAGAUUUAGUCUGGGAAAAAUCGAGGGAUCAGCAAGUUCGGCAAGUGUUUGCCCAUCAUUCGAGAUACCAUCGGCUCGACCACGAGGUCGACCACGAUUAUGGUCUUGACGAUAUAAGUCAUAUGCUUGAGCUUAAGUCCGAUGUCGAGCACAAUACUUCACUAUCGGAGUCAAUUGAUCGAGUUGCUAGGUGUGCAGUUGCUUCACUAUUUUACUUCGAACUAGGGGAUUUACCGACGCGAAGGAAUGGUAGAUAUAUUGGUACCGGCCGCAUUCUAUGCUCUAUCCUAGGGAAAGACCCGGAAUUUAAGAUACUACUCACUCAGCUUGCGUCCCGCUAUGCCCAGUUCCAUGUUAACGGCGAACCAAUCCCUGGGGAUUGGUGUGAUCCAAGAUCUCUCGACUUGGAUGGAAACUUUUGCAGAAUCGUUACGCUGAAGACUGCUGAGCAAAUUAGUGUUACCCUGCGAAUGGGGAAUGCAUCGACCGAGACUCAUAUUAGUGGAUUGCCGUCAACGAUCGGCAACCUUAUAAAAGCCCAGGGUUUUAAUGCUUACUUUGGGACUAGAGAUCACCGAAAAAGGAAGAGACCCGCAGAAGAAAGUCUCACCGCUGGAAAGAGGAUGAAAGUCUCGAGUGGAACUCGUACCUAUGGGACUCGGCUAUCGGUCGACAAUCAUGUAUCUAUCAUCUGA
Cladophialophora immunda is the source of this 2967-nucleotide messenger RNA. RefSeq lists its product as uncharacterized. The transcript is spliced from 6 exons. Gene Ontology annotation, biological process: arachidonate metabolic process. The record is from RefSeq and is a predicted model, not a curated record. The coding region runs from base 1 to 2967 and encodes 988 amino acids. NCBI's taxonomy places the organism in Eukaryota, Fungi, Ascomycota, Eurotiomycetes, Chaetothyriales, Herpotrichiellaceae. Gene Ontology annotation, cellular component: membrane.